AUGAGAUCUCAGAAGGUUACAGAUAUUUUGAGGCUUCUGCUCACUGAUGAACGUAUCCCGGACAACCUCAUUACCGUCGUCUACACUGAUCUAGGCACUGGCUCAGAGGCGAAAAAACCCCUGACGGAUUUCCACUAUGACCCCGUCCUGGGACUCAAUAUAAGCACCCUGGGUCUGCGAGAUUAUCAGAUCACUUGCAUAAAGCUACUGGACAAGGUUGUUUGGGACAAAAUUAGUGGUGUUGAUCUCAUCUCCACUUCCUCUCCGCCUCCCAUUUACGCUCUGUUAGAGAGCACGUCUCAGGGGGCCUCGCUAGGAACAGUAGACAAGCUGCCGGUUGCCAGUUCCAAGGCACCAGAGCAUCUGAGGCGUCUGUGCGCUAUUCAGGCUUCCAAGCCGGGCUUUCGCAAGCACCGCUUCUUCAUCUGUCAGCGCGUCUACAACGAGGUAAUGAUUGAGAAGGCGGUAAACAUUCAAACAAAAAUCUGCGAGAAGGUGCCCCUUCUGAAGGAGAGUUGCUACCCACCAGGCUGGUUACACGUCACCCUGGCUACUGUCUGUCCGACUGGUCCAGAGGAGCUGCAUCUGGCUAUUCGGCUACUUCAGCGAAUGAUUGACAAGUACUACUACGAAUCUCAUCCCCAUAUGAUAUUCAGAUACCCACUGCAAUUUGCAGACUUUGUGAUUGUAUUCCAUGCCUCUAUCUCCGACAGCAUAAAUGAAGUAAUAUGCUCAGCUUUUCGGGGAGACGGAAUUGAAAUUGAUGAUCACGAGUUCAAUCCGCACCUAACGGUGAUUAAGCCUCCGUCCAAUGUCGCGCGAAAGUUAUCCGGCCGACUCAAUGUGGCCCAGUAUCAUAAUAGAUAUAAUGCUGGUUCCACCUACCAGGCUAUAGAUCGUCUUGACGUCUGUAUGUGUGGUCAAGAGCGCGACGAAGAGGGAUUCUGGCUGCGAGCUGCCUCCCUUCCACUGGCGCCAGAUGAAAAGUUUUGA
Dibothriocephalus latus is the source of this 993-nucleotide messenger RNA. The record is from the annotation of a GenBank genome assembly. Lineage: Eukaryota; Metazoa; Platyhelminthes; Cestoda; Diphyllobothriidea; Diphyllobothriidae.